AUGGGAGGUUUCAGAUCCGUAUCUUUUCUCUCCGCUUCUACAAUUUUCACAUUGUUAUUUGCACAGACAUUUAUAGCACUGACAAACGGAUUGAAUCAGUCUGUUAUAUUGGUAUCAUUCGAUGGACUCGGCUGGGAAUUUGUUGGAAGCAACCGUGCAAACACGCCUAACUUUGACUUGUUUGCCAGUGGUGGAGUGAAGGCCAAGAAUCUGUUCGGCGUUCACCCCGUGAAAACAUUCCCCGUGCAUACUACUUUCAUGACAGGACUCUACCCCGAAAGUCAUGGCAUCGUGGAUAACAAAUUCUGGGAUCCCUUGUAUAUGGAAAAAUUUAUUCUGGAACACGAUUGCUCAAACUUCGAUGCUAAAUUCUACAACGAGUCGGAGCCUAUUUGGUUGACGAUGCAAAAACAAGGCAGACGAACAGGUGCCUAUUAUUGGCCUGGAAGCACGAGUUACUCGGAAAAACCCGCCUUCUACGCUGAGCCGUUUUGUUACUUAAAAUGUGAAGACUUCAAAGGACCCAAGUUGGAGUAUUUGAGGCUCUAUUUAAAAGUCCACUGCUUUUUUAACUGGGCAAAACCUUUUCAGAAGAGAAUAGACACUGUUUUGGAAUGGCUCGUCUCGGAAAACCCGCCACAGUUGGUUAUGUUGUAUUUUGAACAACCAGACAUGGCAGGACACAAGAAUGGGCCAAAUUCCGCAACAUAUGUGAAUAAUAUCGAAGCCAUGGACAGAGAAGUGUUGGGCUAUCUGGUUGAACGAUUAAUGACACUCCAAUUGAUGGACAAAACCAAUGUCAUUCUCUUAUCUGAUCAUGGAAUAAUUGAAACAAAGUACACACAUCAAAUUCGAAUACACGAUUAUAUUAAUCCUGACAGCUACUUCAAGAACAUUGCAGCUAKAGAGCAUAUCUGGCCAAAGCCAGGUAAAUUAAACGAAAUAUAUGCAAAGUUAAAUAGCGCUGAAAAUCCGCAUCUUAAAGUGUACAAAAAAGAAGAAAUCCCAGACGAGUUUCACUGGAAAAACAAUCGUCGCAUUCCUCCUAUCUAUUUGGUGGCGGAAGAAGGUUGGUUGAUACGACAGGAUUGGAAUCCUUUAGCUGAGGGGAAAUGGAUAGAGGGUACUCAUGGUUGGCCCCCGACAGAAAACUCAGCGGGAAUAUUCUAUGCACGAGGCCCUGCCUUUAAAGAAGGGUAUACAUCAAACAGCAGUAAAAGAGCUAUAGAUGUAUAUGCAUUGUUAUGUUACUUAGUUGGUGUAAAGCCACUCCCAAACAACGGCACUAUGGAUAAUAUGCUGGAAUUUCUUAAGAAAAGCCCAGCAUCACAUGACAUAGAAAGAAGUCACGUUACAACACCUAGCUUGUUUACACCAACAACUACCAAAGGCACAUCUGCCCAAACCAAAGCAGUGGAUAAUCAGUGGUAUAUCAAAGGAAAUCAGACAAGGAAUGACAUCGCCUACUCGCACGCAGACAUCACUACCACUGAMACAACAGCUUCCUCAAUUCUCCUUGACCAAAGGAAAACAGACAAMGAAAAACAGGAGCGAUCUAGAAGUUUCGUUCUUCAAACGCCAGACCAACAUCACACGGAAGUUAAGGGAAACAAAUUUGAACACAAAAGUCAAAGCAGACCGCAAAAACAUGUCAAAGUAGCACCGACAGUAACAAAAUUGACAAACUACCUUGAAAUGCAACAAACAUCGUCUGUAUUACCGCAAACUAGUAGUAUCUCAGCGUUGGGCGUUAUGUCUAUGGCGGGUAGUUUGAACGCUAAUGGUCAAUUAACAGAAGACGAUCAGAAAGGAAAAGCAACUACUUUAUCUUCACAUAAAAUUUCAACAUCUGAAAUGUCUCGUUCCUCAGAUAUGAUUCAGAAAGAUCUUAUUGUAACGACGAGCUCUCUUAUAAAUUUGGACUCAAAACCAAGUGUCAUGACUAUGACAUUAAGGGUAUUAACUUUCGACAUUAACAAGCCUAAGUCAACGCCCGUUCUCCUGGACACUCCUGUUUUGACUUCUGAAUGGCAACGACCCUUCAGUACGACUUCUACAAUGACAAUAUCAAUAGAAAGUUACACCAGUCCUACUAGUACCGUAAUGGACGCUCACGUUCAAGUAAAUACUGACGAACAUAAAAAAGUAACGUUAAGCAACGUACCAUUGCACUCUCCUAUUUUGAGUAAGGACGUCCAGCAGUUCUUGACAAGUGCUAUACUAACAACAUCAAUAGAAAGUUACAGCUCCUCGAGUUCUGUAGCGGACACUUCUAUGAAUACUGAAUCAAACCCAUUCGUUUUAUCUAAGAAUUCAAACUUCGAAAAAACGCCUAUACUUGUGGAGACUCCUUUGUGGACUUGUGACACACAGUCUAUUGACUCCAACAAAACAUUGAAAACGUUAACAGAAACGAACGAUCCGCAGCUUUCUUUGCUGCGGAGCGUAACUUUAGGUUUGAGUACCAAGGCGGUGUCAGUCGUGUCAACUACGACUUUUACUACAACAUUAACCAAAAUUAACCUCAGAACAACACUUGCCCCAAUUGACACCAUUCGAGUGACUUAUAAAGUUCUGUUAGAUGGAAAAGAAUCGGAUCGGAGUACCAACGCGCUUAAAAGAUUUAUUUCUGGCACACUAACYCAACAUUAUGAAUUCGAACACGUAUCUGCAGAUGAUGUAAAGCAUUYGAAUGCUGUGACGACAACAAAACGGUCAGAAACCACGGACAGUAAAAUACAAGAGGUUCAAGACUUUUACCUCGUAGAAGUAAAUAUGACAUCUAGUAGUUUACUGCAACAACAGACAACGAGUAAUGCUGCAGUACCUGAAACACAACAUACCACAAAAAAUACCCUUGGUAAAAGCAUUUUAAGAAUAGAACAAUUGCUUAAGUCAAGUGUUCUGAUUAUCUCUUCUAUGCAGGUGUCUUYCAGCGAAGUAUCAAGUUCAUCAGUCAUCAGAACCAGCAACAUCAGUAGUAAUCUAACAACAAACAAUACGUCUACUGUUGCUUUCAACUCAAGUAUGACUAAUAAUACAAAAAGUACAGAACCUGACGAAGAUGGUGUAAAUACAAAGGCUCUUAUUGACUGCCCACCUUAUGAAGAAGAAGAAAAUGGAGAAAAUUACAAGUUUACUGAAGUAACCAAUGCGCAAUCCUCAACUAGAGCAACUAUUGUAAAACCUUUUUCAUACUUGGAGGCAGUCAUGAUCUUUAUAAUAGUAAAACUUAAUGCUUGGCUCUGUACGCAGUAACUCAGUUUGGGCAGGAAUUACUCUUCGCUGACUACUCUAGCCUCCGCUUCUGAAUACUGUGAGAAAGUCCGUACAAAGUCCGUGCACGGUACGCAUCUAACAAGAAUAGCUGUGUUGAAACUGAAUUAGURAACCCUUGCAUGCGCACUUAUGAUAAGCUAUUACCAUACAUAUUUACCGUAAUCACCUCUACAAUCACUUGUUAAUCACCAUGUAAAUCUAACACAACACGGACGUGAAUGCUGUAAACUACUUAUAGCUAAUAACGUUAAUGUUUGGUGCAUGAAUAUUUCGAAUUUUUUCGAAUUCCAUCAAAGGUUUAGUUAAGUUUAAGAAUAACUGAAACUGUUAUAGAGAGAAUAAGAGAAAAAUAUCAAAUGCCCUUGGCAGGAUUCGA
Molecule: messenger RNA, 3655 nt
Organism: Actinia tenebrosa (Australian red waratah sea anemone)
Lineage: Eukaryota; Metazoa; Cnidaria; Anthozoa; Actiniaria; Actiniidae
Product: bis(5'-adenosyl)-triphosphatase enpp4-like
Source: RefSeq, a predicted model, not a curated record